Musa acuminata AAA Group (dessert banana) is the source of this 909-nucleotide messenger RNA. Its product is annotated as bifunctional nuclease 2-like. NCBI's taxonomy places the organism in Eukaryota, Viridiplantae, Streptophyta, Magnoliopsida, Zingiberales, Musaceae. The record is from RefSeq and is a predicted model, not a curated record. The transcript is spliced from 5 exons. Gene Ontology annotation, biological process: protein ubiquitination. The coding region runs from base 302 to 595 and encodes 97 amino acids. Gene Ontology annotation, cellular component: VCB complex; nucleus.
AUUAGGAAUUUUAUCGUCAUUUAGGCCUUCGAUUAUACUACGAGUUCGGAUCUCCUGCUCUUGUAACGAGAGGAUUGGGAUUGGAGUGUCGGGAUUUGUAAUGCCGGCUGUUCGCAUUGCAAAUUCCCCUCUGUCUUCUCUUUAAAUUAACCCCCUUUCCUUUCUUGGUUGAUGAGAUUUUAGUUUGUGUAGCUUGGUCGUACGGAUCUUUUUCUUUCCUGAACUUUUCGAUCGGUUGUUUCAACUAUACUGCUGGUAGGGAAUGAAAAGAAGACUAUAAGCUUUGAUCUCCAACCUUCAGAUGCCAUUAAUAUGGCUGUUCAAUGCAAGGUUCCAAAACAAGUCGACAGAAAUCUUGUAUGCAGUGACAAUGAGAGUGGUCAAGCCAAGCAAGUUGACAAUGCAGGGUCCUCAAUCAGAUGGAAUGUUGUUCGUGGAACUUGACAUGCCUGAAGGCCAGUCUUGCUUCGAGACCGAAGAGUUCAAUUUGAUCCAAAACAUGCUGACUGCUGCUGUUGAGGAACGAUACUUAGAUGCUGCUCAGUGGAGGGAUCAACUUCAUCAGCUCAGAUCCAGGAGAAAGAACCGGACAUGACAGGUUUUGGUGCAGUCCUAUGCUCCCUGUCGAUUUUUUUUUUGGCAUAUUCUUGAAAUUCUUGUACCUGUCAUAGGUUUUCUUUUUUUUCUUAUGCUGCUGCAGUUCACUGGGAUGUAUAUAAGUUGUCCAAUCAUGCCGGAAACAUGUAAUCAUAUAUAAGUAUAUGUAAGUAGCAGAUAGCCAUUGAUCUUGCAGAUAUAUAUGUAUAUAUAGUUUGCAACUCCAUGUUGGCAUCAUUUGCGUGUAUAUAUAUCAAUGUAAGACAAAGGAUCUCUUAUUCACAAGACAACCAUGGCUUAGCUUAGCAUCCA